Molecule: messenger RNA, 3263 nt
Organism: Clarias gariepinus (North African catfish)
Lineage: Eukaryota; Metazoa; Chordata; Actinopteri; Siluriformes; Clariidae
Gene: wnt2bb
Product: wingless-type MMTV integration site family, member 2Bb
Exons: 6
Coding region: 1185-2324 (379 amino acids)
Biological process (GO): cell fate commitment; canonical Wnt signaling pathway; multicellular organism development
Cellular component (GO): extracellular region
Molecular function (GO): cytokine activity; frizzled binding
Source: RefSeq, a predicted model, not a curated record
UGAGCUUGCAGGGAGUCUUUAUUCCGAAAGUUUUGCUUUGACAUCACUGAGACGGUAUAAAGUUUUUAAGACUGUCACAGGCAUUAUGGAGUUGGAUCACUAAAGGCUAUAGGAGACUACUGGCACAGGGAGAGGUACACCCUGGAAUGGGAUGCCAAUCCAUCGCACGGCACACAUUUAAACACACGCUUAUUCACACAUUACGUGCAAUUCUGGAACACCAGUUAGCCUAAUCUGCCUGGGGAGGAAACCAGAGUACCUGGAUGAAACCCAACAAGCAUGAGGAGGACAUGCAAACUCCAUUCAUACAGACCGGAGGCAGGAAUCGAACCCUAGACCCUGGAGGUACAAGGCCACAAUGCUAAACUCUAUGCAAUCUGAUUUUCAAUGAGGGAUUUUUAUUUAUAUUUUUAUAACCCUAUGCAUUCAAACCCGGACCCUGGAGGUGCAAGGCCACAGAACUAACCAAUCAGAGUGGGGCUUUGCAUUUCUGUUUAAUGCACUUUACUGUUAUUUCAGAACUUUCUUUUAGAUUCUGGUCAGCAGUGAACUUCAUCUGUCUGUUAAUGUGCAGUGCGUCCCGAGAUAACCGGAGCAUCCCAAGCGCGUAAACUCUACCCAAGGACAGAGACCCCCGUCUGUCGGCAUUCCUGAACACAACCCACACACACACACACACACACACACCUCCCAUCCACACAGCACAGUAUCAGUGAGAGAGAGAGAGAGAGAGAGAGAGAGAGAGCGCACAGGGAAUAAGAGAUAGAGUACUGAUGGAAGAGCGGAUAGUUCUGCCCUGCUGUUGUUUGUUUCACAGCUGCAGGAUCGCAUCACACCUCGGCGGGACGACACGGGAAGAGAGCGCGCGCUGUCUGCACGCGCGUCCUGCGCUCCUCUGAGACCUUUCAUAACCAUUUCAAAAAAGGAGGUGGGAGGAAAAAAAAGAGAGAGUGAGCGAGAGAGAGAGAGGGAGAGAGAGAGUGGGAAACGCUUCCUCCAGCGCCCUGGCUCGGAUUAUUUCUGGUGCGUGUGCCAGCUGCUUGGGAAUACUUUUAAAUGGCGCGCGGAUCAGAGAGUCAGCAGCCGAGCGCAUGCAGCGAGCAGCCGUGAUCAGCGCUCAGUUUCUCAGACGGAAACGCGCAUAUUCGUGACCAAGUGCAGCGCACCGGAGCACAGCCUCAGCGAUGUUCGGUUUCAGUAAAGCUCACGGCUCGCUCAGGAGACUCGGGAAAUCCGCCGCGCGCGCAACCACCGGCGCUUCCUCGCGCCUUUACGGCGCGUUCCUCCUCCUCCUCCUCAUCCUCACACCCCGUGUGGACUCGUCCUGGUGGUACAUUGGCGCUCUGGGGGCACGGGUAAUAUGUGAUAACGUGCCUGGUCUGGUGAAUAAGCAGAGACAGUUGUGUCAGAAGCAUCCAGACAUAAUGCAGUCGAUCAGCGAGGGAGGAAAGGAGUGGAUCCGUGAGUGCCAGCACCAGUUCAGACACCACCGCUGGAACUGCAGCACGAUUGAGCGCGACCACACUGUCUUUGGCAGGGUCAUGCAGCGCAGCAGUCGGGAGGCCGCCUUCGUGUACGCAAUCUCAUCGGCGGGUGUCGUGUACGCUAUUACCCGCGCAUGCAGCCAGGGGGAGCUAAAGACGUGCAACUGUGACCCGCACAAACGCGGCAAAGCAAAGGACGAGCGAGGCGAGUUCGAUUGGGGCGGCUGCAGCGACAAUAUCAACUACGGGAUAAAGUUUGCUAAAGCCUUUAUAGAUGCCAAAGAACGGACUGUUAAGGAUGCACGAGCACUUGUGAAUCUUCACAACAAUCGAUGUGGAAGAAUGUCAGUGAAACGCUUUAUGAAGCUAGAGUGCAAGUGUCACGGUGUCAGCGGCUCCUGCACCUUAAGGACUUGCUGGUUGGCGAUGUCUGACUUCCGGAAGACUGGAGAUUACCUUCGCAAAAAAUAUAAUGGUGCCAUUGAAGUCACCGUGAACCAAGAUGGAGCAGGAUUCACUGUGGCUCACAAGGACUUCCGGAACGCCACCAAAAACGACCUGGUGUACUUCGAGAACUCACCUGACUACUGCUUAAUGGACAAAGCUGCAGGUUCUUUGGGCACAGCCGGUCGCGUCUGCAACAAAUCGUCUCGAGGGACAGAUGGCUGUGAAGUGAUGUGCUGUGGACGGGGGUACGAUACAACGCGUGUGAAGCGCAUCACCAAGUGCGAAUGCAAGUUUAAAUGGUGCUGCUCUGUUGAGUGUAAAGACUGCGAAGAGGCUGUGGAUAUACACACCUGCAAAGCUCCGAAACGAGCCGAGUGGCUGGACCAAACCUGAGACCUGUCAGAGUCCUUCCUGUCUUUCUUUGUCUUCCUCAAGAUCUCCUGUGAGCAAUGAUAUUCUGGGAUAUGAUGUCCAUCUUUCACGGCUUCUCCUCCUGAUCCCUAUUCCUUGUUGCAUGGCUUUAUUAUAACUCUCUGUGAAAGCACUACAACAAAAAAAGAAGAAGAAAAAAGAAAACCCAACUGCAUUUCCCAUGAGCGCCUUGCACACUAUGUCCAAUCCGGCACAUUAUUCUGCCUCUCUUGUUCUUUAUUUUAUUGAAUUGAAUUGGACAGAGGACACUAAGAGUGUAAGAAUGAGCUGUGUUGCAACUGUGAACUUUUUUGUUGGUGUUUUUUAUGUAUUGUUUUCUGUGAAUUUCCAAAAAUAUGUUGUUCUUCAAUUGGUGUUUUGUGCUGCAUUUAAAAUGCUUUAAGGACUUUAAAAAAGAACUCAAGGCCUCAAUAUAAUACCACUUGUUACUGAGAACACACCUACAAGCUAUGUACCAGUCAUAUCCCAUAUAACAUUGUGUUGUUUUGACUGAUAACGAAUGUGAAUGGAGGCAGCAGCAUAAAAAGAGAAGAAAUGGCCUAGACCUUUGCACACUUUCCACUCACAAAGUGGCCAGAUUUUGGACAGAAGACCUCAAAGGAUUUACCGAACUUUCUAAAAGAUGAAGAGACGAAGAGAGAGCGCGGGAAAAUUUUUUUUAAUGGUCUAAAUAAAAGAUGAGCCUGCACUAAGAACACUAUCUAACCAAAAAUGUAAAUAUUAAUGCAUAAACGAAAUGCAUAACUGUAUGAGCAUUAACACAAAAAUAUGUGGAACGAAAUGUCCAUUCAAAUGACAGUGGAUUUAUGGUGCCAGAUGAAUGUGGAUGUUUUGGCUUUUCUGUAUAACAUCUGUAUACUGCAAUGAUAUUUAAACAAAAGUUGACAUAAAAUUAUUAAG